UUUCUUCCAUCCAGAGAGACCAUCAGCGGCUAGCUUGACAGAAUCCAGCGGCGGCGACGACGAAUCCAUGGCGGGGGACCACCGCCGUGACCGCGCCCAGCAGCAGCGGCCAGGCGUGCUCAUGGUGGCGGCGCUCGCGGCUCUCGGCCUCCUCGCCCUCUCCGGCACGGCGCUGGCUGCCUCGGUCGCGGGGCUGGCCGUGGCAGCGCCGUUGCUCCUGCUCUGCAGCCCUGUGCUUGUCCCGGCGGCGCUGCUGGCCACUCUGACGGCCGGCGGCAUGGCCACUUCAGGCUCACUGGCCGUCGGGGCGACGGCGCUGCUGUCACGCUUGGCGAGCGCGGUGAGGAGGGCGGCCGCAACCCCGCCGGACUACGUCGAGUUAGGGAAGCGGCGGGUGGCGGAGGUGGCCGGGGAGCAGACGGCGCACAUCGACGCCGGGCCGGCGAUCAAUCCGGAGCAAGUGGCCCGCAGCCGCCGGCCGUACGGUGGCUCACACGCCCUGAUCUCCUAGAAUAUACUGUAUUAUCUAUCCUGUCUAGCUCCUCUAGUAGUAAUAUGAGUGCUUAAUGUAGUAAUAUCCAACGAUGUUCAUGGAGCAUAUGAGAUUAUGCAAUAAAAUCUAUCAUCGUGAUAAUCCCUA
Messenger RNA from Triticum aestivum (bread wheat), 640 nucleotides. RefSeq names its product oleosin 18 kDa. Bases 68 to 511 code for a protein of 147 amino acids. Gene Ontology annotation, cellular component: membrane; monolayer-surrounded lipid storage body. NCBI's taxonomy places the organism in Eukaryota, Viridiplantae, Streptophyta, Magnoliopsida, Poales, Poaceae. The record is from RefSeq and is a predicted model, not a curated record. Gene Ontology annotation, biological process: seed oilbody biogenesis; lipid storage; response to freezing. The transcript has a single exon.